AUGCAAUUACCCGACUCUGUUACGUCAUUAUUGAAGUCCAAACGUUUUCUUCAUUUGGCUACGUGCAACGAUAACGUUCCCCACCUAAGCUUGAUGAACUACACCUACUAUAAGAAGACAGAUAACGAGCAUUACAUCAUAAUGAGUACUCCAAAGAAUACCGACAAAUACAAUAAUAUGUUAGCCAACCCCCAGGUUUCUGUUUUGGUUCAUGACUGGCUAGCAACCAAUAACAAGGCCUCGGGAGAGUCGGAUGCUGAAGACCUGAAGGGUCGCAGAAAUCUGUUGUAUGACUUUCUCGUCAAUUUGAACCAAUCAGAAAUCAGUAGAGUGUCGGUUAUGAUUAACGGUAAAUGCCAAUUAUUAGAUAAAACAGAAAAUAAAGAUACAUACGAGUUUUAUAAGUCUUUGCACCGGAAUAAUAAGAAGUUUGAUGAAGUCCAAGUGAAAAAUUACAUUGAAGACGACGAAGAUAAUGCAUUGGUGGUUAUUGCAAUUACCCUGUGCAAAGUUACAGACACUAAUAACAAUGUGGAAACUUAUUAG
Messenger RNA from Lizanozyma spartinae, 546 nucleotides. RefSeq names its product pyridoxal 5'-phosphate synthase. Gene Ontology annotation, cellular component: cytoplasm; nucleus. Bases 1 to 546 code for a protein of 181 amino acids. NCBI's taxonomy places the organism in Eukaryota, Fungi, Ascomycota, Pichiomycetes, Serinales, Debaryomycetaceae. The transcript has a single exon. The record is from RefSeq and is a predicted model, not a curated record.